GACAGGUACUGGAUGUGGUUUGUUAUACGCAUCUCCAAGUCUCCCAUUGUUUUAUGCAUCUCCAAGUCUCCCUUCUUUCAGUUCCCAAUUCCAUUUGCAAAUUACAAGAAACUAAAAAAUGGCUUUGGAGGUUGUUGGUGGAGCUUUUCUCUCAGCUUUAUUUCAGGAGGUAUUUCGUAUGAUGGCUUCUCGGGAGGUCAUGGACUACAUCAGGGGAAAGAAACAGACACAAAGAUUACUAGACAAGCUGAAGAGCACGUUACGAUCUGUUAAUGUUGUUCUUGAUGAUGCUGAGGAGAAGCAAAUUAUCAACUCCGACGUGAAAGAGUGGCUCGAUGAGCUUAAAGAUGCGGUCUACGAUGCUGAGGAACUGUUGAGUGACAUCAAAACAGAAGUACUAAAGCGCAAGUUGGAAGCUGAUCGAUCUGGAAGUAGCACCAGUAAGGUACAACAACUUUUCUCUGAUUCCUUUCCUUCUUUUGACAAAGGAAUAGACCCCAAGAUCGAGGAAAUUUUUGAGAGACUGGAUUUUAUUGCAAAGGAAAAAGAUGUCCUCGAUUUGAAAAUAGGUGUCACACAUAGAACAAAGAUGAGAUUACUUGCAACUUCUUUGGUGGAAGAUUCAAGUGUGUAUGGAAGAGAAGAGGACAAGGAGAGGAUCACUAAACUUUUGUUAUCCGAUGAUGUGAUCGACGAUAGGAUAAGUGUCAUUCCUAUAGUGGGUAUGGGCGGGAUCGGAAGGACCACCGUUGCUCAGCUUGUAUACAACGAUGAAAGAGUGAAGCAGCAUUUUGACCUUCUAGCGUGGGUUUGUGUUUCAGACGAAUUUGACAUUGUUAGAGUCACACAAGUAAUAUGUGGCUUCGUCACAUUACAAACUUGUGAUAUCGCCGACCUAAAUCUGCUUCAGGUUAAACUUAAGGAAGCUUUGACAGGGAAGAAGUUUCUCUUUGUUCUUGACGAUGUCUGGAAUGAGAACUACAUUCACUGGGAUAUAUUAAGGCAUCCCUUUGAAUUUGGAGCACAUGGAAGUAAAAUCAUUGUCACAACGCGUAAUGAAAGCGUUGCGUCUAUGAUGGGUACUCUUCCAGCUCACCAUUUGAUACAGAUAUCCGAGGAAGACAGUUGGUGGUUAUUUGCAAAGCAUGCCUUCCAAAAUGCCAGUGUCAUUAGCGCGCAUCCCAAUCUUGAAGUAAUCGGAAGACAAAUUGUUAGAAAGUGUAAAGGACUUCCUUUAGCUGCAAAGUCACUCGGGGGUCUCUUACGCUCUAAAUUCAGUAUGAAAGAAUGGGAAAAUGUACUUAAGAGUGACUUAUGGGAGUUGUCAAAUAAGGAAAGUAACAUUCUGCCAGCUUUAUGGUUGAGCUACUAUUAUUUGCCUCCACAUCUUAAGCGUUGUUUUGCCUAUUGUUCGGUGUUUCCCAAAGGUUAUGAAUUUACAAAAUCAAGAUUGGUUUUGCUGUGGAUGGCCGAAGAUUUCUUACGACAAGAAAAGAAGAAACCGUUGGAAGAAGUUGGAGUUGACUACUUCAAUGAGCUAGUAUCAAGGUCAUUUUUUCAACAUUCAUCAAGUGUUCACAAUGGUUACAUCAUGCAUGAUCUCAUCAACGAUUUAGCAAAGUUUGUAUCCGGAGAAUUCUGUUUGCGGUUGGAAGACAAUGACUCAUUCGACAUUGUGAGGAAGACACGUCAUUUUUCAUUUUUGAUCGGUAGGGAUGGUCGUGAUUAUGAGAAAUUUGAGGCUUUAUAUAAAGCAAAGUAUUUGCACACCUUCCUAUCAUUACCGCAACGGAAUCCAACAUGUUCGUCAUUUCAAUUGUUGGACACGGUACUGAAUGAUCUAUUGCCAUGGCUACAAUGCUUAAGAGUGCUCACUUUAUCAUACUACACAAUUAAGGAGUUGCCUAACUCGUUUAGCAACUUGAAACAUCUAAGGUACUUGGACCUAUCUUCCACUCUACUGGAAAAGUUACCUGAGACAUUGUGUACCCUGUAUAAUUUACAAACGCUGUUGGUAUCUUAUUGUCGAGCUCUCACUCAGUUGCCAACUAACUUGGGAGCACUAAUCAACUUGCGUCAUCUUGAUAUCGAAGGUACAAAGUUAGAAAGGAUGCCACCACAUAUUGGAAAAUUGAAAGAUCUACGGACGUUAAGUGAGUUUGUCUUGGACAAAUGUACUGGGCAUAACAUUGUAGAGUUGAAGGAGCUUAAACAUUUGUGUGGAAAAUUUCGUAUGGUAGGGCUUCAUCAUAUUGACAAUGUCACGGAUGCAUCGGAGGCCAGUAUACGGGACAAGAAUUGCCUCAAUGAGCUAAGUUUGGAAUGGGAAGGUGACACUGACAACUCACAAAAAGAUAGAGAAGUGCUCGACAGCCUCCAACCCCAUACGAACAUAAAAAUACUCAGUAUCCAUUUUUAUGGAGGUACAAGAUUUCCUAGCUGGUUAGGAGAUUUUUCUUACUCCAAUUUAGUUGGUCUGAAACUUGUGAACUGUGGAAACUGUUGCUUCUUGCCACCACUGGGUCAGCUACCCUCCCUCAGAGAUCUUUCUAUUGAAGGGUUAAAUGGAGUGGUGUCGAUAGGUCCUGAGUUUUAUGGCUACGGCGGUAGUUGUGGAAUCAAGUCAUUUAGAUGUCUGAAAGUUUUGAAAUUCUGCAAUAUGCAGGAGUUGCAAGAAUGGUGUUACAUUGGAUUUAAUGAAGACGAUGGAGCUUUCCCCAAUCUUUCCCAGCUCGGUUUGCUGAUUUGUCCCAAGCUAAGCCGAAUGUUACCACUAGACUGCUUCCCAAAACUUGAAAAGCUGAAGUUGUUUGGAACUAAUCUAGAAUCCCUUACUGUUUCACAAGAAUCUCACUCUUCUAGUCUCCUAUUUUUCAAUUACUUGGAUAUAUUUUUAUGCCCAAAUUUUGUUUGUUUCCCCAAUGGAGGGUUGCGAGCACCCAACUUGACCGAGAUAAAGAUCUGUGGGUGUGAGAAAUUGAGGUCAUUGCCGGAACAGAUGCGCACCCUUCUCCCAUCUCUUCAUUUUAUGCUCAUUAGAGACUGCCCGGAAUUGGAAUCAUUUCCCGAAGGAGGACUUCCUUCACAAGUAAAAUCACUUUCCAUCUUUUCUUGCAAAAAGCUCAUUGCAAACCGUAUGCAGUGGGGUCUACGAACACUCGCCUCUCUCAGAAACUUGAAAGUUAGCUUUGAAAACAGUGAAGAACCUGAUAUGUUUCCUGAGGAGGGGCUGCUCCCCACCACUAUCACUUCUGUCUUCAUCUCACAUCUUUCAAAUCUGAACGGCAAGGGGUUUAGACAUCUCACCUCCCUUGAAAACUUGACAAUUGUGGAAUGCCCUGAGCUCCAGCGCUUGCCAGAGGAAGGGCUACCUGCUUCUCUUUCUGAGUUGAUAUUGAAGAAAUGUCCUUUGCUACAGCAACGUUGCCAGAGUGAAGGGGAAGAUUGGCCCAAGAUUGCUCACAUUCCUCGCAUAGAGAUCGAUGGGGAACCCGUAUAAAUAUCUUAGGGGGUCCAACUUCUUUUGGUGGUUCAUUCGAUGCCACUUCUCAAAUUCUGUUUCAAGAUUUUCCGUUACUGAUGGACAAGGUUGCUUCUGCUUUCUUUCUUCCAAAUUUCAGUGUUGGGGACUUGUGGAUCUGUUGUUGACAAUCAUGAGGCCGCUGAUUUCCUCAAAGUUCCAUAUGCUGACUUAGUAGUCCUUCCACAGGGCUGUUCCUCCUUCCCACCGAUGUUCUUUUCAAUUUUCAAGAUUUUCUCCGCACUGUUCGCUGAGGAGUUUUUCCAGUAGUGUUUUGUUUUUCUACCAAAUCAAAAAAUGUGACUGUGAGUGUGAAUGCAAAGGUUUGCCAGACUUCUCCAGUCGAUUUCUUUCUUGUGGACCAAGUUAGAGCAUUUGAAUGCACGUAGCAGCGAUCGAAAGAUAAUUGCAGAUGGUUCUACAUCAGGCACCAAUUUAUAUCUCGCUUGCAGCCGUGUUCUCUUUUCUACAGUCCUUUGCUUUUGUUCCGAAAUAGUUUUUGCGAGCGUAAGAUGUAAUAUAUUGAACUGAUUACAAGAUGCCUAGUUUCCUCGACUGGUUUACUGUAUCUGCUAUUGGUUUUUUGUUUUGAUAGAAAUGGGACGUUCAACCA
Pyrus x bretschneideri (Chinese white pear) is the source of this 4133-nucleotide messenger RNA. RefSeq names its product putative disease resistance protein At3g14460. Gene Ontology annotation, molecular function: ADP binding. Lineage: Eukaryota; Viridiplantae; Streptophyta; Magnoliopsida; Rosales; Rosaceae. The record is from RefSeq and is a predicted model, not a curated record. Bases 119 to 3499 code for a protein of 1126 amino acids. The transcript is spliced from 3 exons. Gene Ontology annotation, biological process: defense response to other organism.